Neurospora tetraspora is the source of this 801-nucleotide messenger RNA. RefSeq names its product HSP20-like chaperone. The transcript has 3 exons. Gene Ontology annotation, cellular component: cytosol; nucleus. The coding region runs from base 80 to 673 and encodes 197 amino acids. Gene Ontology annotation, biological process: chaperone-mediated protein complex assembly; protein folding. Lineage: Eukaryota; Fungi; Ascomycota; Sordariomycetes; Sordariales; Sordariaceae. The record is from RefSeq and is a predicted model, not a curated record. Gene Ontology annotation, molecular function: Hsp90 protein binding; protein-folding chaperone binding.
GCUAGCUACCCCUCCCCAACAACACCUUCGCACAAACACAACCUCAACACCCUUUCACACUUACACAACUAUCAUUACAAUGGCUUCCAAUACCGUGACACCUGAGGUUCGCUGGGCCCAGCGCUCUUCUGCUACCGACCCCGAGAGCAACUUCAUCUACCUCACCAUUAGCGUUCCCGACGUCCCUACUGAAAACCUCAAGCUCGACCUCAAGCCCACUGGUCUCGUCUUCACCGGCCACUCCGACACCCUCAAGAAGACCUACCAUGUCGAGCUCGAGUUCUACGCCGAGAUUGACCCUGCUGCGAGCAAGAUCCACCACACUGCCCGUGAUGUCGAGAUGAAGCUUCGCAAGAAGGAGCUCGAUGCUUCCCACUGGCCCCGUCUCCUCAAGGAGCCUAAGAAGGUCCACUUCCUCAAGACCGACUUCGACAAGUGGGUUGAUGAGGACGAGCAGCACGAGGCCGCUGAGGACGACUUUAGCAACUUUGGCGGUAUGGGUGACUUCGGCGGUAUCGACUUCUCCAAGCUCGGCGGCGCUGGUAUGCCCGGCGGUGACGACGAUGAGGAGGACUCCGACGACGAUGACAUGCCUCCUCUCGAGGGCGAGGGUGAGGCUGGUAAGGUCGAGGAGGUCAAGGAGACUGUCGACACGUCAAAGGAGGCUGCGUAAAUACUCAAAAAGCAAUAGGCAUACCCAAGCCCCGGGGUGGGCUUUAAUGUUUAGAUCUGGGCAUUGGGAAUAACGACAGGAUUUACUUACACAUACCCUCUCAUUCCCCGAUGCUUCAGGGGCGGAAU